AUGAGGAUGAGAUCGCGAUGGAGGUCAGGAGCAGCCACUCUUCGGAUGCAGGCGUCGCUGUGUAUCCACACCCGGCUUUCCGCAGCCGUAGCAGAUCCGCGGGCCAAGGUGCCCGAGAAUGCCCAGGGGGCCGAAACUACCGUCGAGAUGAAGGCUGACACUAUAUUGCGUCGCAUACGAGAUUCAAUGAAAAGCAUUGGGCUCACAACGGCCGAGCUGUUCUCUUACCUGGAUUUCGACCACGAUGGAGUGAUAACUUUGACCGACUUCGCCGGCUUGCUUAUGUCCUUCGAGCCCGAGUGCAGCGCUUCAGUCCUCAGCCAUGCGUUCCAGCUCUUCGAGCUCCAUCGUGGAGGGCUGAGCCUGGCCAGCUUCUGCAGACUUUGGGAGCGCCAGCAUGGCGAGGUGAGCCCUCAGCUGCUCCGAUGGCUCCCAGGCAAAGCCUGUGGCCGAGUUCUCGGUGCCGAAGCACAAGCGAUCGUGACUCUGGUUCAGUCCAACCUCAUCGGCCUGGCUCCAGAAACCAACGACCUGGAACUCCUGGUCCCAGGGCAUCAGGAAGCUCGUUGGUUGCGGCAGCUCUAUGCAACCUACUACGAAAGACACAACUCGGAGAUUGAAGCUCUGAUGCACGAGUCGCAGGCGACGUUCACAUCAGAGGCGCACUAUCGCACUAUUGCUGCAGAGCAGUCUGAGAUGUUGGAGUCCGAGUUCUACGUUUGGCGAGUUCGCAGUCCAGGUCUCCUACAGCAGUACGCCGGCCAGAGCGGCAUGGAGGGUCGCCACGAAGUGCUGGCCUGGCAUGGGGAUCCCUCGGAUUUGGAUCAGGCCAGCUUGCUGGAAGGCGACUUGCGACCCACUGGGAGGAUGCUGGGGGGCGAGUUGCCGUGGCGGCUGGCCGCGCAACCGCUUCAAACCUUUGGCAAAGGGGCUGAAUGGACCCUUUUCUAUCUGUGCCUGGUCCGUAUUGCGCCGUCGGAGAUGAGCCGACUGGCGGCGGUUGAAGACUCCGGCCGCGUGCUGCCGUUGUAUUGCCUGGCUCAUCCAUCGCUUUGGCUCAGCGGUGCUGGUGGCGACUGGCCCUAG
Messenger RNA from Symbiodinium necroappetens, 1086 nucleotides. The record is from the annotation of a GenBank genome assembly. NCBI's taxonomy places the organism in Eukaryota, Dinophyceae, Suessiales, Symbiodiniaceae.